GAUAUUACCAAGUACUCAUCAUGGGUAAGAUCCGGACCAAGACGGUGAAGCGCGCGUCUCGCCAGGUGGUGGAGAAGUACUUCGCGAAGCUGAACCGCGACUUCUACCAGAACAAGUGCGUUGUGAUGGAUGUCACCAUUGCGCGUUCGAAGAAGUUAAAGAACAAGAUCGCGGGCUACGCCACGCACAUCAUGAAGCGUCUGGCCCGUGGUCCCGUACGCGGGAUUUCGCUCAAACUCCAGGAGGAGGAGCGCGAGCGCCGGAUGGACUACGUGCCGUUAGUCUCAGCCGUGGAUCAGGCAAUCCGGGAUGGCAUCAAGGUGGACAAGAACACCUGGAUGAUGCUCCAGCGCAUGGAGGUGGGCGUGCCGCGCUACGUCUCACAGAACAACACGGUUGCCACCCGCCAGGUUCGCCAAAAGCGUAAGUAAAAAGCCGAUGAUGAAAGUUAUGCCGACGUAAUUAUUUGCUUUUAUUAUGUUCUCAUUCUAGAUUAUUAUUAAUAUUCUUUUUUUA
Phytomonas sp. Hart1 is the source of this 516-nucleotide messenger RNA. The record is from the annotation of a GenBank genome assembly. Lineage: Eukaryota; Euglenozoa; Kinetoplastea; Trypanosomatida; Trypanosomatidae.